UGUGUAGCACUAUUAGCAGUUAAAGACAUCAUCAUAAGCUUGCUUGGUUUAGAUAUAUAUUAGAUAUGAGUACAAUUGCUGAGAGACUACAGAGAAAAAGAAGAAAAGAUAAAGAAGAUGAGCAAUUGCAACAUGAAGAAGAGACAGAUGAAACAAUCAAAGAAAAGAAAGUCAUGAAAAUUGAGCCACUGCACUCUCCUCCAAAAUGUGAUUAUAAUUUUUAUUGUGCUAGCUGUGAAGAUCUAGCAAAGAAGCUGCUUGGUUGUGUUCUUGUUACAAAAAUGAGGGAAGGAGGAGGAAGCUGGGUAGUCACUAAAGGAUUGAUUGUGGAGACUGAAGCAUACCUAGGAGGGCCUGAUAAAGCAUCACACUCUUACAAUGGAAAAAGAACUCCAAGGAAUGAAGCCAUGUAUAUGCCACCAGGGACAUGUUACGUCUAUUCCAUAUAUGGCAUGCAUCACUGCGUCAACAUCAGCAGUCUCGGUGAGGGGGCAGCAAUAUUAAUACGUUCACUGGAACCCCUGGAUGGAGCAGAAACGAUGAGAGAAAGACGAAAAAAAUGUCGCAAAGAUGAAGACCUGUGUCGCGGUCCUGGUAAGCUCUGCCAGGCAAUGGGAAUCAGUAAAGAACAAGACAAAACAAACUUAAGUACUUCCAAUGAAAUAUGGGUGGAGACUAGAGAGGGUAGGCAUCAAUUAGAAAUAAUCGGUUGUCCCAGAAUUGGUGUUGACUAUGCUCAGGAAUGGGCUGAGAAGAAUCUCAGAUAUUACAUUAAAGGAAACAAAUAUGUCAGCAAAAUAAUAAAAUAAUUUUAUUUAAUACUAGUCAAAAAUGUUUUACGUUAAUAUUAAACUCUCUAUUACGAUGUGAUGCGUUGAGAUUUUUUAUACAUAAAUUUAAUAUUAUUUUAAA
Molecule: messenger RNA, 912 nt
Organism: Amphimedon queenslandica
Lineage: Eukaryota; Metazoa; Porifera; Demospongiae; Haplosclerida; Niphatidae
Product: probable DNA-3-methyladenine glycosylase
Exons: 3
Coding region: 66-809 (247 amino acids)
Biological process (GO): base-excision repair
Molecular function (GO): alkylbase DNA N-glycosylase activity; DNA binding
Source: RefSeq, a predicted model, not a curated record